This is a messenger RNA of Penicillium soppii, 894 nucleotides long. Its product is annotated as putative NUDIX family hydrolase. NCBI's taxonomy places the organism in Eukaryota, Fungi, Ascomycota, Eurotiomycetes, Eurotiales, Aspergillaceae. Gene Ontology annotation, molecular function: ADP-ribose pyrophosphatase activity; ADP-glucose pyrophosphatase activity. Gene Ontology annotation, biological process: nucleoside phosphate metabolic process; ribose phosphate metabolic process. The record is from RefSeq and is a predicted model, not a curated record. The transcript has 2 exons. Bases 1 to 894 code for a protein of 297 amino acids.
AUGAACUUCCUGCGCCUUACCACGCGACACCUCAAAUCAACACAUCCCACCAGACCAAUGACCAUGUCAACAUUUAAAAUCCCAGGAUCAAAUUUCCAAAUCAACAGCAUCCCAGAUCUAAGCAAAGAAGACCUCCUCUCCUUCCCAGCCUUCAAAACCUGGAUAUCUACACUCCAACAAUCCCUCGCCAGACAAAAUCACCCCUCUCACGAAUUCCACACAGACCCAUAUGUCCUGCGGAAAAUCGACAUCCAAUCCAUUGACCGCUUCGGCGGCGCGCGCCUCGGCUUCGUCAAAUUGAAGGCUGAUGUAUCCAAUAGCGGGGGCGAGACCCUGCCCGGAAGUGUAUUCUUGCGUGGUGGCAGUGUCGGCAUGCUGCUGAUAUUGCAACCCGAUGAUGUUGCUAAUCCGACGGAAAAUGAUAAGCGCGCUAUCCUGACUAUCCAGCCCCGCAUCCCGGCGGGCUCUCUGGCUUUCCCGGAGAUUCCGGCCGGCAUGCUGGAUGAUAGUGGGAGUUUUGCUGGCGGUGCAGCUAAGGAGAUUCAGGAGGAGACUGGGUUGGUCGUUGAGCAGGGGGAUUUGAUUGAUAUGACUUCUUUGGCGGCGCAGGCGGCGCAGGAGCCUGGACAGGGGGAACGGCUUCAGCAUGCUGUUUAUCCUUCGGCCGGGGGGAGCGAUGAGUUUAUUCCGCUGUUUUUGUGCUUGAAGAAAAUGCCGCGGACAAGUAUUGAGGAGUUGCAGGGGAAGUUAACGGGGCUUAGGGAUGAGGGGGAGAAGAUUACGCUUAAGGUUGUUCCCUUGGGGGACUUGUGGAAGGAGGGAUUUAGGGAUGGGAAGACUUUAGCUGCCUGGGCUUUGUAUCAGGGGUUGAAGCAGGAGGGAUUGAUUGAGUGA